This is a messenger RNA of Cornus florida, 1922 nucleotides long. RefSeq names its product heparanase-like protein 3. Gene Ontology annotation, molecular function: beta-glucuronidase activity. The coding region runs from base 70 to 1782 and encodes 570 amino acids. The transcript is spliced from 9 exons. The record is from RefSeq and is a predicted model, not a curated record. Lineage: Eukaryota; Viridiplantae; Streptophyta; Magnoliopsida; Cornales; Cornaceae. Gene Ontology annotation, cellular component: plant-type cell wall; membrane.
UUCAUAUUCUCUCCUCUGUUAAAGUCAGUCUCUCUCUCACACACACACAAACACACACACAGAUUCUCAAUGUAUAUAUAUAUAUAUAUACCAUUCAUGCAUUCCCAUAGCUUCCUUAGAGUAAGGGAGAUUCAACAAAAUAUAAUGAUUUAUAAAAUGGGCUCUCUGUAUAAUCUUCUAUGGUUAUCUUUAUGGCUUCAUUUGGCCAGCCAUAGCUUAAAAACUGUGGUUUCACAGGGAAGCACUGUUGAAGGCACUGUGUAUAUAAAUGGAACAGUCUCAAUUGGUAUGAUAGAUGAAGACUUCAUUUGUGCAACUUUGGAUUGGUGGCCUCCUGACAAAUGUGACUAUGGAACAUGUAGUUGGGGCAGAGCUUCUCUUCUCAAUCUGGAUAUUAGCAACCCAAUUUUAUUACAGGCAAUCCAAGCUUUUUCUCCCUUGAAAAUAAGAUUAGGAGGUACUUUGCAAGAUAAAGUAAUAUACCAAAGCAGGGGUGAUCAACAACCAUGUACUCAGUUUGUUAAAAAUAGUGCACUGAGGUUUGGCUUCACUAAUGGUUGCUUACCCAUGUCCCGGUGGGACGAACUGAACAUUUUCUUCAAAAAGGCCGGAGCUAAGAUCAUAUUUGGAUUGAAUGCGUUAUACGGCAGAACAAUUGGUUCGGAUAAUUCUGUUGUGGGAGCUUGGAAUUCCAGCAAUGCAGAAUCUCUUAUAAGAUAUACUGUCAAUUCGGGCUAUACCAUCCACGGCUGGGAGCUUGGAAAUGAAUUGAGUGGAAGUGGAAUUGGAGCAAGUAUUACAGCUGCUCAAUACACAUCAGACAUUACCUCUCUCCAAAAACUGGUGCAGAAUGUGUACACAGGGUUUCAGGUUAAGCCUCUAGUCCUUGGACCAGGAGGGUUCUUUGAUGCUACUUGGUUCACUGAAUUUGUAGAUAAAACACCCAACUCUCUUCAAGUGGUUACACACCACAUUUAUAACCUUGGUCCAGGUGUUGACGAUCACUUAGUAGAAAAAAUACUCGAUCCAACCUAUCUUGAUGGUGGAUGUCAGCCCUUCAGAAGCCUUCAUAACAUUUUAAAGAAUUCUGGGAGUUCGACGACAGCAUGGGUUGGUGAAGCUGGAGGAGCUUAUAACAGCGGCCAUAAUCUUGUCAGUAACGCGUUUGCUUUUAGCUUUUGGUACUUGGAUCAGCUUGGAAUGGCAGCCUCUUAUGAUACCAAAACAUAUUGUAGACAAACACUGAUAGGAGGAAACUAUGGCCUACUCAACACUACUACCUUUCUUCCAAAUCCUGAUUACUACAGUGCUUUGCUUUGGCACCGUUUGAUGGGAAGAAACGUUCUAUCAACCAACUUCACGGGGACUAAUAAAUUACGUGCUUACGCUCACUGUUCAAAACCAUCUCAAGGAAUCACAUUGCUUUUGAUCAAUCUAGAUGGUAAUACUAUAGUUCAAGCUGGUGUUUCAAUUGCAAAUGCUACAACAAAUCAUGCAUCAGGAAUGCCACAAAUACACCUAGGUCAAAGAACAAAGUUUGCUCGGAUACCUCGAUAUGCUAAAAUCAGUGGAAAUACAAGAGAAGAAUACCAUUUAACAUCAAAAGAUAAGAAUCUGCACAGCCAAACAGUGCUCCUAAAUGGGAAGAUACUCACUGUAAAUUCUUCUGGGAUUAUCCCUUCCUUGGAACCUAUAUACACAAACCUGUUUGACCCAAUAACCGUUGCUCCUUUCUCUAUUGUAUUCAUUCAUAUUCCUAUUCAUGUUCCUGCCUGUAAUUAGAAGUUUGCAUAUAAUUAUUAGAUUUGGACUUUUUUUUUUUUUUUGGCAAUUUUUUGAGUUUCUUAAAGAAAAAAGUGUUUGAAGACUUUCAUUGGUCACUCUGCAAGAAGUGCAAUAUAUUUUAAUUUUGUCUUCAAAUU